Messenger RNA from Anarrhichthys ocellatus (wolf-eel), 969 nucleotides. RefSeq names its product induced stolen tip protein TUB8-like. The record is from RefSeq and is a predicted model, not a curated record. The coding region runs from base 69 to 683 and encodes 204 amino acids. NCBI's taxonomy places the organism in Eukaryota, Metazoa, Chordata, Actinopteri, Perciformes, Anarhichadidae. The transcript has 4 exons.
CGUCUUUAAAACCAGCUGGAAACACACGCACACGCACUCAUUCACCUGCUGUUGUCUACCGAGUGAAGAUGUUCUGCAGACGGGCAUUGCAAAGAGUCGGGCCGCUGGCAUGGAGGGCUUUCGAACCAACGUCCAGAAAUGUGCGACACAUGGCCUUUGGGGUCCCUGGUGGCUCAUCCAACAUGGCGUACUUUGUUCUGUGUGGAGGGGGCCUCACUGCUGCAGUCAUCUAUGCCUACAAGAAAGUCGGCGGUGAUGGUGAGGACAAACUCGCCAACACGGCCUCCACAGCAAAGGCACCAGAAGUAGCAACUCCUGCAGCUGAACCCGCCCCAGUAGAGGAGGCAGUGCCGGCCCCCGAGGUUGUGGCCGAGGUCGUCGCCGAGUCUGUUCCUGCUCCUGCAGAACCAGUAGCCGAGGCCAUGUCUGAAGAAGCGGCUGCGGUGGUUGUUUCAGAGCCAGCAGCAACAGAAGAAGCUGCUGCUCCACCUGCAGCGGUAGAGGCUGCUCCCGUCACCAAGGAGGUCGCUGCCACAGAGGAGAUGCCAGCAGAAGCCCCUGCAGAAGAGAGUGCCGGUAUGGCAGUAGUAGAUGAAGUCCUUCCUGCUCCUGCUGCUAAAGCAGAGACUGGCUCUGCAGCCCCAGAGGCUGAGGCCACCCCUGCUGCAGAGGUGGCUGCAUAAAGCUGUGAUGGUGCUAUAGAUUCCCAGGAAGUAGGGCUUGGAGUUAGUUGUGCUGUGUCCCACCUCUCUGGGCCCAGGAAAAAAAGGACUCAUGAAACCCUAUUUUGAUAAAAGUGGGUAAUUCACUUCUGGUUGUUUUUAAUGAAUACCAGUUAGGGGUUCAUUAGUCCGGUUUUUGGGCACCUUCCUUCCCUUACCUAAGACCCAAACUACAACAUUUGGCAUUAGGCUGUCUGUUUAGAUUCAGUUUGGAAAAUUGAAUUUCUAUAGGAAUUUUUUAUAACUA